Girardinichthys multiradiatus is the source of this 1989-nucleotide messenger RNA. RefSeq names its product myosin binding protein Ha (gene mybpha). The record is from RefSeq and is a predicted model, not a curated record. NCBI's taxonomy places the organism in Eukaryota, Metazoa, Chordata, Actinopteri, Cyprinodontiformes, Goodeidae. The transcript is spliced from 14 exons. Gene Ontology annotation, molecular function: protein binding. The coding region runs from base 39 to 1604 and encodes 521 amino acids.
UCCCAACCCUCAAACAGAGCACCGUCAGUGUGUCAGCGAUGCCGAGCAAACCUGCACCUAUGAAAAAGUCUCCAGCCAAAAAGGCUGUUGAGAAUGCACCUGAACCUGCUCCUGAACCCAGACCCGCCCCACCUGCAGAAGCUCCACCUGCUGAGGCACCGGCUGAGGAAGCAACUUCCGCCGUCCCAGCAGAAGAAACCCCAACAACUGGUGAAGCUGCUCCAGCUGCUGCUCCCAUUGCUGAAGACAGUCCUGCUCUUCCUGAUGCAGAUGCUCCAAUAGAGGCUGCUCCAGCAGAAGCUGCUUUAAUUGAGGAGCCACAGAAAGCCCCCACACCCCCUCCUCCUGCAGUCCCCAGCAGUGCUCCUCUGAAUGUAUCUGUAGAUGAUGUGAAUGACUCCAGCCUUACCAUUAAGUGGAAAACACCAGAGACUGUUGGCAGCUCAGGCUUGAGCGGAUACACUGUCGAGUACCGCAAGGAUGGAACAACAGACUGGAUUGUAGCUAACGAGGAGUUGACCUUGGCUGACCGCUACUGUAUCAGGAACCUGACAGCUGGCAACCUGCUGAAUGUACGCGUAGUGGCUGUAAACCCGGGUGGUCGCAGCGAACCCGGGGUGCUUCCAGAGCCUGUGCCAAUCGGUGACAUUGGUGACAAACCCAAGGUCCGCUUGCCUCGCUCUCUCAGAUCCCGCUACGUGAAGAAGGUCGGAGAGCAGAUCAACCUGGUCGUCCCGUUCAUUGGGAAGCCCAAACCUGCAGUGUCCUGGCUGAAGGAUGGGCAACCUGUGGAUACGAAGCGGGUCAACAUCAGGAACAGUGACAGGGACAGCAUCUUGUUCAUCCGCAGCGCUCAGAGGGAGGACUCCGGCAUUUACGAGAUGACAGUGAAAGUGGAGAGCUUUGAAGACAAAGCAGCCCUCGCCAUUCAAACUGUGGACCUUCCGGGUCCACCUUCUAGUGUGAAACUAGUAGACGCAUGGGGCUUCAAUGCUGCCCUGGAAUGGACUCCUCCAAAGGACAAUGGCAACUCAGAUAUCACUGGAUACACGGUCCAGAAGGCUGACAAGAAGACUGGGGAAUGGUUCACGGUGCUGGAGCACUACCAUAGAUUAACAGCCACCGUCUCAGACCUCAUCAUGGGCAACUCAUACUUGUUUAGGGUGUUUUCUGAGAACCAAGUGGGGAGGAGUGAAAGCAGUGCUGUUACCAAGAAGGUGGCCACAAUCCAAAAAACAGGAAUUGUCUACAAGCCUCCUGAGUACCAGGAACAUGAUUUCAGUGAAGCACCGAAGUUCACCACGCCUCUAAUCGACCGCGCAGCCACUGUGGGAUACACUACUAAGCUGCUGUGUUCUGUUCGAGGAUGCCCCAAGCCCAAAAUCGAGUGGUUGAAGAACCAGAUGAUCAUUGGAAAUGAUCCAAAGUUUCGUCAGAUUUCCAAUCAAGGCAUCUGUUCCCUGGAGAUCCGCAAGCCCUGCAGCUUCGAUGGUGGUGUGUACACCUGCAGAGCCAAGAAUGCCCAGGGAGAAGCUGUGGUCUCCUGCAAACUGGAGGUCAAACAGGUUAUUCUUCCAGAGGCUGACAAAGAAAAAGGGAAAUAGAAAAAAGAUUUAAAGAGCAGCAGAUGUCUGGGUCUUAAGAGUGUUAGAGUAAGUGAGUGAAGAUACUGCAGCUGGCUGUGCAGAAGCAUGUAGGUAAUGAAAAUGGAGACAGAACCACAAGCCAACAUCGAUGUAUUUAUUUCCCACCCAAACAUCCUGACCUUCCCUCUCCUUAUAAAAUGCAAAUCAGACAUACAUUACAUCUAUCCUAUUCAUCUUAGUUUGACAUAUAUGUUGUUUUAAGAUGGAGAUAUGUAUGCAACAUUAUAUUGAAUACUUUUUUCCAGCCUAUGUCCUGAUUUAACAUACAAUAAAACAAAGUCAGUUAAUCGGAUGGGCUAUUUCAAUUAUUCAUUAUGUUAAUAAAAAGUGUAUUUUAUUACAA